Messenger RNA from Rana temporaria (common frog), 2293 nucleotides. It is a transcript of the gene ACAA1, whose product is annotated as acetyl-CoA acyltransferase 1. Gene Ontology annotation, molecular function: acetyl-CoA C-acyltransferase activity. The coding region runs from base 69 to 1328 and encodes 419 amino acids. The record is from RefSeq and is a predicted model, not a curated record. The transcript is spliced from 12 exons. Gene Ontology annotation, biological process: phenylacetate catabolic process; fatty acid beta-oxidation. Gene Ontology annotation, cellular component: peroxisome. Lineage: Eukaryota; Metazoa; Chordata; Amphibia; Anura; Ranidae.
UAGCUCCUCCUUCAGACUACUCCAGCAGCCUGAGUGUGUGAGGUUGUGUCACACAUCGAGCUGUCACCAUGCACAGAGUGCGGGUCGUGCUGGGACAUCUCCCGGGGGCACCCAGAGGGGUACAGGCUGAGCUCACCUCUGCUGCUGGGGACCGAUCUCAGGACAUUGUCAUCAUCCAUGGCAGGAGGACUCCCAUCUGUAGAGCCAAGAGAGGCGGCUUCAAGGAUACUACACCAGAUGAACUUCUGACCAGUGUUAUGACUGCAGUUUUGAAGGACGUCAACCUGAAGCCUGAGUUAGUCGGAGAUAUUUGCGUUGGAAAUGUACUGCAGCCUGGUGCCGGACCUGUGGUUGCUAGAGCUGCCCAGUUUUAUAGUGGAAUCCCAGAGACUGUCCCUAUAUCUUGUGUGAAUCGACAGUGCUCCUCUGGCCUUCAGGCCAUCAUCAACAUAGCAGGUGGUAUCAGAAAUGGUUCGUAUGACAUUGGACUGGCAUGUGGGGUGGAGUCUAUGACUCUCAGGAGCGCUGGAAAUAUUGGAGACGUCAGCUCUCGUAUUGUGGAUGAUGUCAAAGCUAGAGACUGUCUCAUCCCUAUGGGGAUUACAUCAGAGAAUGUGGCUGAAAAGUUUGGGGUCAGCAGACAGAAACAAGAUAUGUUUUCCCUGGCAUCUCAACAAAAGGCUGCAGCUGCACAAAGGGCAGGCCGCUUCAAGGCUGAAAUAGUUCCUGUAACCACCACAAUCACUGAUGAUCAAGGGAAUACAAAGACCAUCACAGUAAGUGAGGAUGAUGGCAUCCGGCCAAGCACCACCCUGGAGGGGCUGGCAAAACUUAAACCAGCCUUUAAAGAAGAUGGAAGCACUACUGCUGGCAAUGCCAGUCAAGUAAGUGAUGGAGCUGCAGCAGUUUUGCUAGCUAGACGAUCAACAGCCACGCGUCUGGGGCUUCCCAUCAUGGGGGUGCUAAGGUCCUUUGCUGUAGUGGGGGUCCCUCCUGAUGUUAUGGGGAUAGGACCAGCCUAUGCUAUACCUGUGGCUUUAGAGAAAGCAGGUCUCACAAUUGAUGAUAUUGACGUGUAUGAAAUUAAUGAAGCAUUUGCCAGUCAGGCGGUGUACUGCGUGGAGAAGCUGGGCAUUCCCCUGGAGAAAGUUAACCCUAAUGGAGGAGCCAUAGCCCUUGGGCAUCCUCUGGGCUGCACUGGAGCUCGACAGACAGUCACUUUACUGAAUGAGCUAAAGAGAACGGGGAAAAGGGGCCUAGGUGUUGUGUCAAUGUGUAUAGGUACUGGAAUGGGAGCAGCUGCUGUGUUUGAAUAUCCUGGAAUUUAAAUAGUUACCACCUGACUCUAUGCUGGAAACACAAAACGAUGGUUAAAUUGUCUUUUUUUUUUUCUGUGCAACCUGCUUUUCUGUGAUUUUUUUUUUUUUUUUUUUUUUUUUCUAAUACUAAUAAUUUCAGUGCUAAGAUAAGCUAGCCACCAAGAACCCCAUAUACAUGGAGCUGGUAUGUUUUCCUUUUGCAUACCUGGUGUUCAAUAUUCUUCAAUAAGAAGAUAUAAUAAUGUUGUUAUGUUACCUGGCAACCAACCAACAAGUAGCACAAAUGGUGUGAAUAUGUCUUUGGUAGAAAGUAUUAGAUUGUAAGUUGCCUUGGGUAAAAGUGUUACUGAAAAUUCCAUUGUAAAUGUAUCCACUAAAAAUGUGUGUUCAUAGAAUAUUUUCAUAUUUGGUCCAUCAGGUGGCGCAGCGCUUAUUUCUAUGGGCACUAAAUGCUGCACUCUGUAGAAAAGCAUGUUGAUCAUUACCUAACUUUAUAUGCUUUCUCUAGAAUCAAGUUAAUUUUGAAAUAUGUAAUCCAAUAUUGUGGAUCCCUUAACACCUUAAACACUGAUAUCUAUAUAUUAUGCUUACAUGAUGCAGCUUUCAUUACUUUCAAUGAAAUUACGUUGUAAUUCUAUACUGGUUGCAAAAUAACCACUCAUUUUAUCAAUGUACAUGUUACUUAAUUUAUAAAUGUAUUUGUAAUAAAAAAGCUUUUGUUCUCUGUUGCAUAUUAACAGAAAAAUAAUUAAUUUAAAGAUCUGGGACCUUUUUUAACAUAUGUACAUGGUUUUUGCAAAAUAAGAAAAUUGUAUUUCUUAAUGUAAAUGCAUUUUUAGGUAAUGUCUGUAAAGGGGAUGUACAAAUAUAACAUGCAAGAUUAAACCUAUUUCUGCUUUAUAACCAAUGAAAAUGUAACUCUUCUAAUGAACGCUCUAUUAAUAAUAAACAAGUUUACAACAAAGGAUAAGAAA